GACCGGUCUGAGCAGGCCAAAGCACCAAAGUGCUUGGCGGCGAACUUGAAGUUGCUGGGCCGCAUGCUGAACACUUUCGGCCUGCAGCAGUCCGGCCUAUUUCGGCGUGCCAUAGUGCUGCCUCUGCUCCUCUUAGCGUGCAGCUCGGAGCACUCGAAAGUCCGGGCAGCUUCCGGCGACUGUCUCUUGCAGCUGUUGGCGCUGAGUGGUGGUAUGGAGGAGCGACUUUGGGAGCUCUUGCCACCCAAGGCGCGGAAGCGGAUCGAGGGCCUGGCUUCCAGCCAUGAGGGCAUCGCUUUGUUGUCUGCUGUGGCGUGCGAUGAGGAUGCCACCGCGAAGGAGGAUAUUGUGGCGGAAGAAAGCCGUGCAGGCUCCUUCGUCUGUGUGUCUGAGCUCAACCAGCAGGUUUGGGACUGCCUGCAGUCGGGCCAGGAAGUCGAGACAGUCACGUGCACCAGGCCACCUCCAGCGCCCGAGGGCCCUGAUCGAGCAGAUGACGGAGCAGCAGAGGCUUUGAAAGAGGCCUUUGCCAGCAAGAAUUGGCAGGAGCGGGCGGAGAGCAUCGGCAAGCUGGCCUCGGAGCUGCAAGUGGCCGGCGGUGGCGUCAAGUGCCUUGCGGAUGAGGGAGCGGGUGCCACUGGCCCGCUUCUGUCUCAAUAUGUCCUGUCAGGGCUGCGAAUCUCGAUGCUGCAGGCCCAGCUGUUGACGCUGCUCUCAGACUCCGUGACAGCCGUCUUUGUCGGUGCUUCGGAUCUGCUGCGGCUCAUCUGCAGCCAUGUGCCCCUAUACAUCGCUCCUCUCUUCCUCGAACCGCUGCUGCCUCCACUCUUCGCACGGCUGCUGGACACCAGCCAGAAGGUGCGGCAGAAAGCUGUGGAGACCACGCUGGAGGUUGGAGCUUUGCAUGGCAACGCCUUGAGCGAGCUGGUCGUGCAAUGCGUUGCAAGCGGCAGCGCUUGGACUUGUAGUUCCCAAGCAGCUGCGGAUCGGGGCAGUGACCGCAGCGCUGGACCGCGUCUCCAGCUGCUUGGGCAGAUGGUGAAGCGCGUGGAUCGCCCCUCGGGUGUCUGGUCGGCUGAGACCUGGGGAGCUCUGGCCGAGUAUGCUGUCAAGGCCUCGGAAAACAAGAGCUCCGACGUCCGAAAAGAGGCCACCAACGUCUUGAAUGCCAUGGCUCAGCUAGAAGGUCAGGCGAUGCAGAUCGCCGAGGCUGCUCUGGCCCGGCUCAAGGCCAUGGCGGAGGAGAGAGCGAGGCAAAAGAUGCGACCAGGCACCGGUGUCAGGCCGCUGACUGGAACAAGAGUAGGGACUGCGACUGGGUCUCGUCCGAGCACAGGUGCGCAAAGCAACUUGGGGGGCACAGGCAAGCUGUCCAACAUGGGAUCCACGGGAGGUUUCACCUUGACGCUGAACUCUUCAGGUCGCCUGAGCACAGCCAACCGAUCCAGAGCUACGGGCUCCAGCUUCCGCCCUGGUACUGGUCGGCCUGGAACGGGCAUGAGCAGGGCCAUGGAGGACGAGAGUGACAACUCGGUCCACAGCGAGGCCCCUGCAGUGGAGGCAGAGCCCGGCCCCGGCGGCUUCGAGGAUGAGGGCGUCAAGUUUUUCGAUGUCAAAAAUGCAUGCGGCGGAGCUGAUGAGGUACCAGAAUUGGCUGAGGGUGAGGCAGCUCUGAAGGAGGCACUACCCUUGGCCGAGGCUUUAGAUGAGGUUGCUUUGGACUUUGUGGCACCUCUGAUUGCACUUUUCGGAGAGGAUUGGACAAGGUGUUUUUAUAGCCGGAAUUGGCAAUGCCGAGUGGCAGCCCUGACGCAUUUGGCAGCAACAAUGGCCCAGCGGUUAGAGGAGCUGUCAACGUCAGAGGUAUCACCCAAUGUUCUUGCAGAACUUUUGGACGGAGCAAUGAGAGCUGUCCAUGAGGGUUUGGGAGACCAAAAUGUUCGAGUUUAUGCGGAAGCAUGCAUGUCAGUGACGGCCAUUGUGCCGUCUUUUUGCGGGACUGUCGAUGGACGGCUGCUAGUGGCGCAUCUUGCGCCAUUGCUGCGUCAGCUUUGUGCCCGCAUGGGCGACUCAAAGGAGGUCGUCCGCACCCAGACCACCCAGGCAAUUUUCCGUCUUCUGAACCCACCCACAGGGAACAUCGUCAGCCCUGUGGCCAUUGCAAUGCUAAUUUUGCGCCAUCUGAUGCCAAGCAAAGAGGAGGGCGACUCGCCAAUGGCCUCCGUUGCCAAAGGUGCCACGGGCAAGGGAGCCGCAACCGGAUGGCUUUGCCGGCUGGGAGCCUUGCGCGAUUUGUGCAAGGAGCAUUCCAAGUCCAUUGUGCAGCAUGCGGGCAGCAGUAGCCCAGGGGAGUGGGCGAGGCUCUCGGAUGGUCUGAAACAUUCUGACCCUACAGUGAGACAUGAAUCAGUCCGCCUCUUCGCCCUGGUGUGCAAGAUGCAUCUGAAGACCUUGGGCGAUGAGGAGGCCCAGCGACCUGGACGAGAGGCCUGGGUCGCUGCCUUGCCGGGGGAUGUGCCCUCCAAGUCUAUAGCGCAGGUGCGUCGUUACCUAAAACUUCCCGAAGAGGUCGAAGAAAACUCAGCGCUGAACCGCUCACAAAGAGUUGAGACGAUCACAGCGACUCCUUGGGAGGUGCCCUCGAGUCUAGCUGCCUGGUCGUCCUGUGAAAUAGAGGUUUUGAAUGUACUUGCAGCACCCCAGAGGGGCGAAGAGAAGGCCGUCAUUGCAGCGCUGAAAGCGUUGGGCAAGGCCUGCAAAGCAGAAAGGGAGAAGGAGAAAGCUCAGAGUGCAGAGGCGUUCGCAGGUAUCUGCCGGGCUAUACAGCAAGCCCUUGGCUUUCCUGUUGGCGCGGACCGAUUUGUAUUCCUCUGCGCUGUGGAGCUCUGCCAGCUUUCCGUGCAGCAGUUGGGUGCAAGCGUGUCCGGGCUUGAUCUCAACCUCGCCUUGGCAAAGAUCUUUCCAACGCUGAUGGAGCGAACAGCGCUCUCCGGCUUGGCAGGGGAUGUCAAGGUGGGUGUUGCAUCGGACAAGCUGGUGCAGCAGCUUGCAAAGCACCCAAAGGUGGGUUGCGAGGCCGUUACUAAGAUGGUCAUUGCCUGCGUGGCUCGUUCAGAGCGCCCGGUCCGGCCGCUUGUUCUGCUGCGUACCCUUCUGAGCGACUUCGGCCUCAGGCUGUGUGCGCAGAAGGAUGUGGUGAUGCUACUGCUAAAUGCUGUGGCAAGCCACCUGGAACGACUCGGCUCUUGCCUCAUCAACUGUGAUGUUUCGCAAUCCCGGGGCGAGUGCGCAGACAGCGGCGAAUCUGCAGAUUUGGGCAAUGCUGACAAGCAGGCUGAGCAGGCUGCAAGUUCCGAUGUGACGAUGAAUUUGGAUACUGGUGAAGUUGAAGACAUCCACGAAUCUCUCAGCCGUCUGACCUGGAAGCAUACAAGUUCAUUUCCUUCUUCCCCAGUCCCUUGGGAUUCCUGGUGGAAGCUGCGAAGGAGACGAAUCGAAUCAUUGUUCGAGGCAGCUGCAAAUGGAGACGCGGCUCGAAUAAACCUGCUUUGUCGCGAGCUUUCUCCAACCCCAUCAACUGUUGGAGCGGAUCUCUGCCACAAGUCAGAGGCCCCCAUUUCGCCAGUAGACGCGGCAGAAGGGGUCCAGACCGAUACACGGGGGCUGUACGGGCGCACAGCUCUACACCUGGCAGCAGAUGCAGGCCACCUGGACUGUGUUGAAACACUUCUCCACCUUCAAGCCAGUGUCGAUGCUCAGACGGAUUCAGGUUUCACAGCUCUCCACCUUUGCUGCCGGAGAGGUCAUUUGGCUGUCGCACAGGCGCUGCUCGCAGCUGGCGCGAGCUUUCUGCAGGCAGACCAGGGAGAGACAGCUCUGCACGAGGCAUCGGCAUCUGGUCGUUUCCAAGUUGUGUCCUUUCUCCUCCACUUCCCUGGCUCCCCACCGGACCUGCCGGAGAUCAGGAACCAUUUCGGACAAAGGCCUUGCGAGGUGUCCUGGGACGCGAGGACUCUGCGCUGCUUUCCGCAGAGCUGCAAGCUUCGAGGGCUGCACGUGCCUGAAGAAAACAACAGCUGCCACGACAGCUAUGCGGGCCGGAGGCUCCUGGAGUUUGGUCCCCACGCUGUGCUUCUACGCAGUUCGCGUCGAGAUGCCGUCCAACGGCUGCUGGCUGCUUCUGAAGCUCACCCCACAGCUCUGACUACGAAAGUGAUCCCAUCAACACGUACUUCACAGUCUUUCUUGAGGCUGCAGGAGAGGGAGCCUUCUGAGGCAGUCGGCCCUGACUCCUUUCGCCUGCUGUCCCUUCUGGGCAAAGGUUCCUUUGGGGAGGUGUUCAAGGUGGCAGACCGUGCAACGGGCCAGGUGUUCGCAAUGAAGGUCUUGCGAAAACGCAAGAUCAUGAGCAGAAACCUGAUGCGCUACGCCUUGACCGAGAGAAAUUUGCUCUCCUACAUCAGGCACCCCUUCAUCGUGAGGCUGUAUCACGCCUUCCAAACGCCAAGCUGCCUCGUACUCGUUCUGCAGUACUGCCCGGGUGGCAAUCUGUCAAUGCUCCUUCACCGGGAGGGUGCUUUGCCAGAGGUGCUUGCACAGCUGUAUGCCUCGGAGGUGCUUCUUGCCCUGGAGCAUUUGCACGAGAGACGGGUAGUCUACCGCGACCUGAAACCAGAAAACGUGGUGCUGGACGAUGAAGCACAUGCCGUACUCACGGACUUUGGGCUCUCAAAAGAGGGCGUUGACAAGUUCGGUGGCACAAAAUCCUUUUGCGGAUCUGUUGCGUACCUUGCUCCAGAGAUUCUUACAAGGUCCGGGCACGGACGAAACGUUGACCUGUAUGGCCUUGGUGUGCUUCUCUACGAAAUGAUGGAAGGCCAACCACCGUAUUACAGCCGAGACAGGGACACCCUGUUUCGCAACAUUGUCACUGCCCCGUUGCAGGCGCCAGCACGUUGCAGCUCUCGUUGCGCGGAUCUCAUCAAAGCCCUCAUGCAGCGCGACCCCGCAAAGCGAAUCGGCAAGAAGCAAACAUCGGAGGUGCGCUCACACCCCUUCUUUGCCGGAGUGGACUUCGAGCAAGUCCUUAAACGGGAGGUUCCUGUACCGCCUUUACGCCACUGGUCAACCUCCUUUUCAAUGCUGCACGCGGAGGAAAAGGUGGCCAGUCCAUUCGAGGGCAGAUUCGGGCGCAAGGUGUUCCGGUCAUUUUCUUCCACCCAGGAUAUUCAGGGUUGGGAGUUCUCCUUCAUUGACGAGAACACGUGCCUUCAAGCCUCCAGAAGCUCGUCCAAAUCGGUGGCUGAGGUUGAACUGCCCGGGAAGAGGAAACGGAGAGUACGCAGAAGUUCAACGCUUGGCGAUCUGCGGCGAGCUGCCAGCACUACCUUCAGAGCCUUCCUGUCCACCUGA
Messenger RNA from Symbiodinium pilosum, 5412 nucleotides. The record is from the annotation of a GenBank genome assembly. Lineage: Eukaryota; Dinophyceae; Suessiales; Symbiodiniaceae.